GGGCGUGGCGGCAGUUGCUUGGGCGGGGCCGGUAGCGGCGGGAGCUGCCCUGGCCAAGGGUUCCGGCUGCAUUUCCAUGAGCUCCGCCGGCAGCCGCGGAGCUACGGGAACUGGACUGCGGGCGAGCUGGGCCGCUGUAGUCAACCACGCGCAGCUUCCAGGUUAAUUUGAAUAAGAGAUCUCACCUCUCCUGACCGGCCCAGCUGUACGGUUAACACUCGCAGUAGAGGAACAAGGAAUAUAGGUCAAGAUGAAUGCCAUGCUGGAGACCCCUGAGCUCCCAGCCGUAUUUGAUGGGGUGAAGCUGGCCGCGGUGGCUGCGGUGCUGUAUGUGAUCGUCCGGUGUCUGAAUCUGAAGAGCCCCACUGCUCCGCCUGACCUCUACUUCCAGGACUCAGGGCUCUCGCGCUUCCUGCUCAAGUCCUGUCCUCUUCUGACCAAAGAAUACAUUCCACCCUUGAUCUGGGGGAAAAGUGGACACAUCCAAACAGCCUUGUACGGGAAGAUGGGAAGGGUGAGGUCACCACACCCGUACGGGCACCGGAAGUUCAUCACCAUGUCCGACGGAGCCACAUCGACCUUCGACCUCUUCGAGCCCUUGACUGAGCACUGUGUUGGAGACGACAUCACCAUGGUCAUCUGCCCUGGGAUUGCCAAUCACAGCGAGAAGCAGUACAUCCGCACCUUUGUCGACUAUGCCCAGAAAAGUGGUUAUCGGUGUGCCGUGCUGAACCACCUGGGCGCCUUGCCCAACAUCGAACUGACCUCGCCACGCAUGUUCACCUACGGCUGCACCUGGGAAUUCGGAGCCAUGGUGAACUACAUCAGGAAGACGUAUCCGCUGACCCAGCUGGUCGUCGUGGGCUUCAGCCUGGGUGGUAACAUCGUGUGUAAAUACUUGGGGGAGACUCAAGCCAACCAAGAACAGGUGCUGUGCUGCGUCAGCGUGUGCCAGGGGUACAGCGCGCUGAGGGCCCAGGAGACCUUCAUGCAGUGGGAUCAGUGCCGGCGCUUCUACAACUUCCUCAUGGCCGACAACAUGAAGAAGAUCAUCCUCUCGCACAGGCAAGCACUUUUUGGAGACCAUGUGAAGAAACCGCGGAGCCUGGAGGACACGGACCUGAGCCGCCUCUGCACAGCCACGUCCCUGAUGCAGAUCGACGAUAACGUGAUGAGGAAGUUUCAUGGCUAUAACUCCCUGAAGGAAUAUUACGAGGAAGAGAGCUGCAUGAGGUACCUGCACAGGAUUUACGUGCCUCUCAUGCUGGUUAAUGCAGCUGAUGACCCGUUGGUGCACGAAAGUCUUCUAACCAUUCCAAAGUCUCUUUCAGAGAAGCGGGAGAAUGUCAUGUUCGUGCUGCCUCUGCAUGGGGGCCACCUGGGCUUCUUUGAGGGCUCCGUGCUGUUCCCCGAGCCCCUGACGUGGAUGGAUAAGCUGGUGGUGGAGUACGCCAAUGCCAUCUGCCAGUGGGAACGGAACAAGUUGCAGUGCUCCGACACGGAGCAGGUGGAGGCUGACGUGGAGUGAGGCCUUCCGGACUCCGGCACGCCCCGGCGGCCUCCUCUGGAACCCACGUCCCUCGCCGACUGUUUCAGGUCUCCCAUCUCCCUCAGUGGCCUGGAUCUGACCUCACACCAUGAGCGGGGACCACCCACCAGGUGCACCUGUCUUGGAGUAGGCGGCGGUCCCUGGGAGCUCCAGAGUAUUUUUGUGCUUAUUUACUGGUUUUCUUCCUUGCAUUGUUAGCCACGGUGACAGGCGACAGGAUUCUCACCCGCCUGUUCUGUCUCAGCAUCUGAUUGCUUUUAAGCCAAUUACAUCUAGUUUCCCCAUUACAAAUGUGUCCUAACAGCAGUUUUUGUGAGUCAAAGGCUCUUCCCCGAGAAGAGUGAAGGAUGUGUGUUAUUUUGCAAUGGUUGUAUGUGUCCUUACGCAGACCCUGGCCGAGUCCUAAGCCAAUGCUGAAGAUUCAGCUUGGGAGCCUGAGGACCUGGGCCUCCCGGGCCGGAGGAUGUGGCCUCUUACACAGCAAAGAAAAUUCCCUUGAGUCACAAGCCACGUUUCUCCCGCACUGUCUUCUAAGACAGUUCCCUAAAUUUUGCUGAUAAUGAGAGUUACCAGGGGCUCUUGUUAGAAAUUCAGCCUCCCAGGUCCCUCCCCUGGAGAGGCUGAUUCAGUGGGUCUGGGAAGGGGCCUGGGGAUUUUAGUUUUUGACAAGAGCCCCAGGUAGCUCUCAUCACCAGGCAGAUUGGGGAAAUGCUGUUCUGCAGGGCCUUCAAACUAGAAACAUCUCGGUAGCUCAUUUUAUUGAUAUUCCUACCUGGGGCUGGCUCCUAGCUCCCAGGGGCCUCCAAAGCAGCCAGUCCUGUCCUGUGCAGCUGCCCUCAUGUGUGAUGGGUGUGAUGUGUCCGGAAGGACCUGGGCAUGCCUGGCUGUUGCUCACUGCUUAUGUGACCCUGGAAAAGUCCCUUUGAACCUCAGUUUCUUCACCUGUAAAAUGGGGCACUUGGACCAGGUAGACUGCUAAGAUCACUAAGAUCACCUUCGAACGUCCAAUGACAAACGCGGUUUACUGCAGUUUGGGAGAACGUCCCCCCAGGGGAGCCUGGGGGCUAGGGCUCUCAUCGCCACAGGCAGAUGUCAUCAUUCGCCUUUCUUUUUCCUGUCCCUCGUUUCAUAUAAAAAGGGUUUUUUUUUAAGCACAUGAUUGUAAUUUUAUUUUACUUUUUUAACCCAAGUCUCUCUAAUUCUGACUUUUGAUACCAAACAAUUCAAGAGUCGGAUCUGAGUUUGGAGAAAGAUCUUUCCAACUGAAGGUCGUGUUAUUUCGACACCAGAUUUUUAAUUUAAGCGCCUACAUUUGUAGUCUGUUGGGUAGAUCUUUUCGAUGUGUGUCUUCUCAAAUGAAAAUGUCACUCUCAGUUUCAAGUACUCCUAUUCUCCGGUCCUGUGGUACUUGAACAUCUAAGAACCCUGCACUUUGAAAAAUCAGCAGUUGCUAUCUGGAACUAAACAGAACAAGUGACAUUAUCUGGAUAUUUUUUUAAACAUUUUCCUGCUUCAUCUCCAUUGCUCCAGGACAGACAAGAAUAUCAGUGGUGGGUCCGUGUGGAUGUUGAAGGGGUGAAGGGAGGCACCUGAGGGCCUGGACUCUGACCCUCGUGGCCAUGGGUAGUUUGGCAUUGGUCCAAGAAGCCAUGACAAUAAUCUGUAACCCGAAGAAGUUGUUUUCUGACAACCACCAGAUCAUCUUAACUAGUAACAUCAAAAACAGCCAUUAUCUCAAAAGAUUCAGAUUUCUGUGGUCUCAACUUUGCUGUUAUAAUUUCUCACACCAAAUUCAUCAUUGUGACAUUUCCUGCACGUUGUUAUUUUUCUAUUGUUUCUUUUCCGUGUUCUUUUAGCCCAGACUGGCACUUUAUCAUCUACCCCUCAAUUUGGAAGCUGGUCCCUCUCCUCUGGUACUUUCCCUUCCACCCAACAACCACAGCUCGUAAUCUAGAAGAUUCAUAGUCAGUUCCUACCACUACCCUCAUUUCUCAAGACUGUGUGAAUUAAGGAACACGAAGCAAUAACUUAAUGGGAUCAAAUCACCAUCCCAGGAAGGAAAGGUUCUUUUUCAUUCACCUUUGGUCUCAUAGCUUGAACUAUUCUGACAAAGUUGUGGCCAGGUACCAGCUCUAUUCUGGAGAAAACACAGUCUUCUUGUCACACACGUGGGUGCAGAUGGAGGGAGACCAGAAGGCCCUGGAGCCUGGCCAACGCAGCCGCUCUGGUGGCCCCCUGGACGUGAGGCAGGGCUUGUGGCAUUGCCUUGGUAGCCCCACAACCGGAAUUUACCCUACAGGACUGUGGGGCUGUGUCCCAGCCAAAAUCCUUUCAGUGUGCAACUCUGAGUGGCACUUAGCAUUCCAUUUUGGCUCCCAUGAAAUCAACCAAUGCCCUGUUUUCAGCUUCAGGCUUUUCAGUCACGGAAAUGAGAAUGUGACUGUGCCUGUCUUACAGGAAAAGUCUUGUUUGACCCUGAAUGAGAGCACAGAGGCAUUGAAUCUUUAGAGAAGCAAACCUGCCUCAUAGACAGGGAAGUGGCGUUAUGUAUGUGGGUCAGCUUUUUCCUUCUUCCAGGUUUCCUUGCUUUUCUUCCUAAAGUCAUUCCUUUCCAGUGAUAAUGUGAGUGUUCACUUUCUUGCUGUUAAGGUCCACUUGGGCUACACAAGGCUGAAUUUUCAAAGAGCAUUUGAGUAUUAUAUUUAAAGUCAGAUUAAGGGUAUAUGUUGCACAGACCUAGACAAUUCUAUUGCACAAAUGACACAUUGAAAUCCAAGGAGGGCAGGCACCCACGUCUCUCCCAGUUGUGCUGCAAGCCUCCUAAACAGUUUGAAGACACUGUUGAGUAACUGAACCUGUCAAAUCAGGAUUAUCGGAAAAUGGUAUCGUGUCUCCUUGGUUCAUUUAUGUUAGAAGGCAGUUUCACAGGCUUGCAGAAAACCUCUUGCCUUCCCUGCUAUGAAUUUGCACCAAUGAUUCCAGAAGCGAAUGAAGCAAUUGUCGCUAUAUUCUUUAAAUCUCUCUACCACAUGUUACACUCACUGGGAACGCAACGACAUACCGUAAGAGUGGAAAUACCCUGAAAGGGGAGAGAUCCUUUCUUAACAAGGUGUGGUGGACCCAGGGUCCAGGAGCGCUGGGUUUUCGUCCUAAGUCUCUCUGUUCGUGUCAUAUUGUGAGCAGUCACGUCACCUGUCUGCGCCCCAGCUGCCUCAUCUCUGACCAUCUCUAAGACCACUUCAUCCAUUUAUGCCCCACUUGCCUGAAUGUUCCCACUGGCGUUCCCACCCGUGCAGCUGGAAACAGGUACGUCAAGGCCCAGGCUCAUCUCGAGGGGCCUUGGAGAGGGAGCUUCUGCAGGAUAGGAUGGAUGCCUUUGCUGGUGAGGACCCAGGCUAUCGCCCAAAGCCCUAUGUCUAGAACUGGCUUCUCUUCAGUCUCCAUUGUCAUCUCAGUGUCCUUGGUGUUCUGAGGGUGGUCGUGUGAGCGGAACAGAUGCUGACCCUUGGAACAAGGUGAUUGUCCCCUUCCUUCUGUGUGAUUCAGGCAGAGCAUUGAGACUUCCCAAGGCAGAAGGCCUUCCUGCUCAGGCUUUCAUUCUGAAACUACAGUCUGCGUUAAGGCUGCACUUUCCGGAGAGCUGAGCUUAUAUGCCUGGCAUCUGAAUGAGCGCUCUCAUUGUGACUGUGUGACUUGACAUCCAUUUUGCCAGCUCCAGGGAAACAGUACGUGUGUUCUUGUUUGUGUUUGCCAGGCAAGCAGAUGUCUGAGAUGUGAGAGGCGUUUCUUUUCCUAUGGCAUUGAUUCUGACUUAGAGCUAAAGUAAAGGUCACUGAAACAUCCCACAGAGUUUGAAGAACCCAGGUCUUUGUCCUUUAGGCAGGACAGGAGAGUUACUGACAAGCAUUUUACUGCAGCAUCUGCUCACAUAUCAUCUGGAAUUUUCUUUGCCCAGAAAGCCUUAACUUGCCUCUAGUAUAUCCUCUGGUUAUUAUAACAAUAUUGUCACAUUGGAAUUCAGAAUUUUCUGCUGUGGAAGUUUGAAGCCAGGCCACAGCUGACCCAGAGGAUUUCUUCCUGUGGCCUGAACGCUCCAGUUAUGUUAGGCCCCCCUGCCCUUCAACAAUGCGAGUGAUUCAGCGCAGGCCAGAUGUCUCAUCCUCUGAUGCCUUCUUCCUUCUUGGCCUCACUUUUUUGUUCAGAGCCACUUUGGAUUACUCGGAUGCCUCAAAAGCUGUGAAAAGCAGCCCGCCCUUGGCAUUUAGAGGCCAAGCAGUUGAGGGAGAGGUUUUCCUCUCCCUCUGUUAUCUGAGUAUCACGUCUUCCCCACUGCCCCCACCCCGACCCUGUUCAGACACUAGGAUUGCUAUCGCCAAAUUACAUUUGAAGCCAAGGGAAGAGGAACCGGCCCCCGCUGGCCGUGUGAGCUAGAAUACUUCCUCCAGCCUGUGUCGCUGCCGCCACGGGCUGCAGAUGCCGCCUCCCAGACGUCCUCCCGAUGGGGCCCUUGGAGUCAGGCUGCAGAGUCCAGCCCAUGAGCCAUUCUCAGACUCCCAGACAGUAGGCAGCUGCCCCUUUGGGAAGAGUCAGCACCCCCAUGUUUUCUGAACUGUUUUUCCUAGCAUGUAUCUGGGUAAAGCUUUUAUAUAUCUCAAAGGAAUAAGCUGAAGUUAAUUUCUAACCGAUGAAUUAAGUCCUUUAAUUCAACUUCCUUCAAUUAGUAAUAAAGUCCAUAACCUACCAUUUCCCCCCUCCUGGUCCCCAUUAACCAAGGAAUCUACUGUCGCCAUGAGCUGGGGACGGUCUGCUCCUGGUACCUGGAGGAACACCCUUCAUCUCAGUGGGCAUUCUCUUCCCAGACCCCCACUUGAGCAGCCCCGUCAGUCACCUGGAGUGGUAACUGCUGACGCCGUCCUUCCCCGAGCCAGCCGCUUUCCUCCCGGGCUGCCCGCGUGGGGUGGACCAAGUUCCCGGGAGUAGAAGUGGGAUUUGGUUUGGUCUUCGUUUUGGCCUCUUUGUUUUCCUAAAGUGCAAGUCGACUCCGGUCACCUCCCCACACCGGUCCCAGAUGACCUGGGUCCCUCCACUGCCUCAGGAAGACCUUCACUGUACCUGAGCUUCUGGCUUCGGCCACUGCAGCGGCCUUAGCGACACCAGGGGCGGGGGGAGGGGGUGGGGGCCCGUUCGCAUCUCCCCUUUCCUGGGUAGACUCCAUUCAGCCACGUUCUUCUGUUGGCAGAUCUGCUUCCAGAUUGAUUUUUGAGAACCAUCCCUUUCACAUUCCAAAGUUUUGUUUAUUUCGUCUUGUUUGGAUUUUCUGACACUUCAAAUGCUGCCCUGAAAAUAAUGUAUUUUUGAGUUUGUGUUCUGAAAACCUCUGUGCUGCUGGAUUUUAGGGGUGGUGGUGGUAAAUACUGGGUCCUCCAGCACUGAGGUGUUUAAGAUUUGCAACUAGCAAUGCAACUUUUUCUAAAUAUGAGGAUAUUUACCUUUAUUAAGAAAUUAUACUGAACCAUGGUGUCCUUGACCAUUUUGUGUUCCCAUGUUACUUUUGGUUUUCUUCUGAUUCUGUGUGGUGGUAAAGAUCAUUACAAACAAAAACUGUAAUUUUGUUAUCUUUGAUUCAAGGGGAUUUCUUUACUUAAAAAAAUAAAAGACUAAAAAUGUGG
Messenger RNA from Manis pentadactyla (Chinese pangolin), 7218 nucleotides. RefSeq names its product abhydrolase domain containing 2, acylglycerol lipase (gene ABHD2). NCBI's taxonomy places the organism in Eukaryota, Metazoa, Chordata, Mammalia, Pholidota, Manidae. The transcript has 11 exons. The record is from RefSeq and is a predicted model, not a curated record. Gene Ontology annotation, cellular component: sperm flagellum; sperm plasma membrane. Gene Ontology annotation, molecular function: acetylesterase activity; monoacylglycerol lipase activity. Gene Ontology annotation, biological process: medium-chain fatty acid biosynthetic process; sperm capacitation; steroid hormone receptor signaling pathway. The coding region runs from base 251 to 1528 and encodes 425 amino acids.